AUUAAUAAAUAACAAAUAUUUAAACUGCUACACCAAACACGACCUAUAUCAAAAUCGACUAUGAUGGAAUCAGGGGCAGAAUGGAGCUCGUUUAAUGGAGCUAAUUCUGUGAAUGAAGAAGCCAAUUUCAUGGCUCAAUUGUUUCCUAAUUGUGCUCUUGAUAAUAGAGACGAGCUCGAAUCAUUGUCGGGCAUGACAGGUUUGUUUUACCCGACUGAUUUAUCGCAAGGGAGUUGUAGUUAUAGCACUAGCAGCAGCACAAGCAGUAUGGUUGCAUACCCAUUUCAGGGAACAUAUUGUUUAAGUGAUGCAUAUGAGUUUUUUUCUGUUGAAUAUGGUCCUACUGAUUCUCCACAUAAAGGGUUGAAUCUAGAAAUGAUUGGUGGAAGGAAAAGACCACGAAUUUUAGAGGAGGACAAAAGAAAUAUCCGGACAAAAAAGAAUCAGAAAAAUUAUUCAAAUGAUGGCAAUGAAGAUAACAAUGGUCGUGAGACUAAUAGAUAUAAUUCAGGUAACUACUCGGAAGAAGAAUGCAAUGGAUCUCAGGAGUUGAAUGGGGUAGUUUCUUCGAGUUUGAGCUCAAAAGAGACUUCAACUAUCAGCUUAAAUGGUAAAACGAGAGCUAGCAGGGGUGCUGCAACUGAUCCUCAAAGUUUAUACGCUAGGAAAAGAAGAGAACGUAUAAAUGAACGGUUAAAAAUCUUACAAAACCUUGUUCCUAAUGGAACCAAAGUUGAUAUAAGCACAAUGCUUGAAGAAGCUGUUCAAUAUGUCAAGUUUUUGCAGCUACAAAUAAAGUUACUGAGUUCUGAUGAGUUAUGGAUGUACGCACCUCUAGCAUAUAAUGGAAUGGACGUUGGUAUUAAUUCCAAGAUCAAAGCUCUCCUAUGA
Amaranthus tricolor (Joseph's coat) is the source of this 891-nucleotide messenger RNA. RefSeq names its product transcription factor bHLH84-like. Gene Ontology annotation, biological process: regulation of transcription by RNA polymerase II. Lineage: Eukaryota; Viridiplantae; Streptophyta; Magnoliopsida; Caryophyllales; Amaranthaceae. Gene Ontology annotation, molecular function: protein dimerization activity; RNA polymerase II cis-regulatory region sequence-specific DNA binding; DNA-binding transcription factor activity, RNA polymerase II-specific. Bases 61 to 891 code for a protein of 276 amino acids. The record is from RefSeq and is a predicted model, not a curated record. Gene Ontology annotation, cellular component: nucleus. The transcript has 5 exons.